UUGGUAGUGUAGGAGGGCUUUAAAAAUGUGUGAUGUUUAAACUGACACUACUGUCAGUUGAAAUAUAAAAAAGUUACAGGCGGAUUCAAACAACGGUCGUCGCUGUGAAUUCACGCUAGAGCCCAAUCGCUUUUUGGCAAGUUUCCUUCGGCGCGCGCGUUACAUAAAACGAACGUCGCACUGCGCGCACCACAAAAAGGAUAAAAAUAGAUUUUCAGUGUGUGUUGCGCGCAUUCAGCGCCGACAUUUUUGUUUUCAAAUGACAUACAUACCGCAACGACGCUCGUAUUACGUAUUAGAAAUCUAAAGUGAAACUUACUGAAAUCGGUUAACUGUAAACAUUGUACUGAUUUUUUGUUUGCAUCUCGUCUCCUGAUUGACGUUCAGCGUGGAAUAUAGUAUUCAUUGUGGAUGUGAACGCGUUCGUGGUGGUUUACAGUUCCUAUGGAUUUGUUUGAGUGAAUAUUGUAGUGACAAGUGAAUAAUAAACUGUUAAAAUGGCUCAGCACGCGGAGCCGAUGGACAUAGACGACGAAGGUGAUUUUGAUAAUAAGGAAAACACAUAUCAACACAGCAAUGUGCUUCCAAAGACUCCUUGCACUGAGAAAGGAUAUGAAGAGCUUGAUGUGUCUGAGCUCAACAUGAAGCUGAGGUAUUCCAUCACUCCGGCAGCCUCACCUAUGUCCAAAAGUAUGUCACAUUGUUUAGACAACCAACAAAAUAACUUAACAGAUGAGUCUCUCAACAAUACAGUCAUAAAUGAUUAUGAACAUAAUUUAACUCGUUCUUUAAAUUCCACAUUGAACAAAACUGCAGUAACGAUGUCAAAAAUAUUACCUUUGCAAGCUUUGCCAACAGAUGUUGAUGGCAACAGGAAUUCUGUUCUUCGAUCUUUGGACCCUGAAUCUGGCAAUGACAUUACUAUAACUGUAAGUAAUGAAAAUGAAAUUGACAAUCUUUCAUUUCCAAGCUCAUCUUCCUCUAUGGCUCAAACUCCUGAAGCAACUACUCCAACAAAAGAAAUACCUAAGCAUGAUGGUGGUUCCCCGAUCAUGAGAGGGCUCAAGUCUGUGUUAAGUAUGUUCAGAUCCUCACAGAGCCCCAUACCACCUGAGGAAGAUGAUCCCAAGGCAACACAGCCUGUACUAAGCCCUGCUGAUGUACCACUUCCAGAAUCUAAGCCUAGAGCCAUUGCCUCAACCCCAAAGAGUGAGAACACUAAAGAAAAGAGUCUGUCCAGAAGAAACAGUCCACACAAAGAAAGCAUAGUAUUUAAUGAAGAUUUAGAAAAAGAAUUGCAAUGGAAUGAUGACUCAACUAUUGUGUUCAGCAAUGAGAAGAUCCCAAUACACAAGUUAUUUUUCCAAGAUAAGCCCUCCAAAUCAUCUAUCUUGAAUGAAAAUGUUCCACAAGAAGAUGCCAAUUCUUCUGUUGAAUACAUGGAUGUUUCAUACAACAAUUUGUCUAUUGAAGACAAAACUUUAAAUGGAACUGAAAACAAAAGCAUAGUAAAUGAAUUAGUGGAGUCAGAUGGAGAAUUUAUUGAUUGUGAAACUACAUUUACACAAAAUGAAGCUAACUUAAACACAGAAGUGAAUACAGCAAAAACCAAUGAUGGUCAACUUCCAAAUGCACCUGAAAAAGAAUUAGUGGAAAAUGUUGCAACAGUUGUGGAACCAUUUACAUUAGAUACAACUAAAGAUAUAAUUAACUCAAUAGAUGAUUUUCAUGUUAUUGUAGAAGGAGAUCUUGGAAAGCCACUAGAUUUUUCUACUACUGAUAUUGUUAAUCAAUUGUCUGGCCUUAUAAACGAAUCUGAAACAAGUGCAACAAAUGUAAUUUCUGUUGAAAAUAAAGACACUGUACUUUUAGAAAAACAUGAUUCUUCAAUUGUGAGUGAUGUGCAAAUCACAAAUAAAAAUUUAACAGAAUUGCCAGAAAACCAAGUAACACAUCCUGUCAACAUUGCUACAGAUUCCUCUUAUGUAGCUACAGACCAGGUAAGCACUGAAAAUAAGAAUUUAGUUCAUACAGCAGGUACUAUUUGUCAUACUAUGGUGCCUCAUUUAGUAUCUGUUGAACCUACAAAUGGUUUAGCCCCUGUUGAUGAUGAUAAUGUAACAACUCGUGGAGUUGCUUCUCCAAUGCCAUUUCCUGAUGAAACUGAAACCACAAAGACAUCAGAAGGAACAAGUGAAAAUGCUAUUAAUUACCCCUCGCCAGUUGACAUUCCUUUACCAAAUGAUGAUGAUAUUAAUGAUAAUUUAGAUGAAAAUAUAUGUAAUGAUUUGCAAGAUAAAGAUACGCUUAAUGCAAGCACGUCUCAAAAUGCGCUGAUGGCAGCCCUCGAUAAAUCAAUUGUCGAGGUAAACCCCGAUGUAGAACAUACGAAAGUUGAACCACAAAUUGAUGUUAUCACUUGUCCACCUAGUUUAUUACCUAGUGAUGUUCCACUACCAAAUAAAGAUAAAGAAGAUUUAGUAAAAACUACUAUUCUGCACGAAGCUAUUACUGUAGUUCUUGAUCCUGCACAUUCACCUGUUACUGAAAAUCCUGACACUUCAUAUACUGAUGUUAUUAAUAACGUAGUCAAUAUACCGAUCACUGACACAACUGUUGACAUUCCUGGUGUAGAAACUAAGACUGGAAGCUUAGAAGCUGAUAACCCGUGUCCGCCCAGCGUAUCUCCCACUGAUAUCCCACUACCUGGUGUGGAUGACGACCAUCCAAAUGAUACACAAGAUUUAGCACAACAAGUUAUAGCUAAUGUAGCUGAAUCGCUUCAAAUUGUUACUGAGAAACCUGACCAAGUUACAAUUGAAAACAGUAAAAGGAAAGUUGACACAAGUGCUGAAAUUGCUGUCGUCAUAUUAGCAGAUAUUGAUAAUGUGGAAAGUGAAAUAGUUGAUGUUGCUAUUGGGAACACAAUGCCGAAUUUAGGUAAAGCAGAAGAAGAACACAUGGAAAUAUCUUUUGUUGAAUGUAACAACGACAAACUUUCCGAAACUAUGAAUAUGGAUGUAAGUAUGGGUGAUGCAAUCAAAACGGUAGAAGACACUAAGGGCCUACCAGAAAAAAGUAAAAAAGACACUCAAUCAUUUAAUGUCAUCCCUGAGUUAUCUGAGACAGCUAAUGACAACAUUAAGUCUGCUAUAAACGAUAUUGUUAUUGCCGAAAAUCUAGCUCAGAAUCAAGAAAAUAAACAAAUAUCGGACAGUGUUCAACUAGAGACUGAAAAUAAAUUUGUAGAAAAUAUAAAUAAAGAAGUUAUUUCAGGCACCGUCACGGACAAAGAUUUGAUGGUAAAUGAAUCAAAAUCUGAAAGUUUUCCUUUACCUGAAACUGAAGUAUCCAAAUCCAAAGAUGUUUCAGUAACCAAGAUUGCGGUUGAUAAUAAUGUCCAAACAAUUGAAGGAUCAAAAAUACAUGAUAAAGCUCCAGUUAUUCCGGAUAUAGUUAGCAACUUGAAUACGACAAGUACGUUAUCGAUAGGUGCCACAGUACCUACAAAUCCUAAUGAAAAAGAAAUAUGCUAUGGCAAAGACAAUCUCGUUCAUCCACUUAAACCAGAGGGCUUUCAUACUACAAUUCAUUUAGAUUCUACUUACAGGGCAGAAAGUGGGAGUGGGAUACUGGGAUGUGAAAAAAAAAUAGAUGAAGAAAUAAUUUUAUCAGAAAGCAAUAGUCCAUUUGUAUCAAUGUCAGCUGAAGAGGAAUUUGAUCCUGAAUCGAAAAAGAAUGAUUUUGAAAAAAUUGAUCAUCCUUUUGCGACAGAAUCGAAAGUGAUCCAGUCACCGCCAAUAUCUCCUAAAAUUGUUUCUAAGGGAUAUAACUUUAACUUUGAUGACAUUGAUAAUAUCAAUCCUUUUGCUACAAAAACUAAAAUUAGAAUGUCACCACCACCUGGUGCUUCUCCAAAUAAUUCACUUACGACAGAUAAGCUUAACAAAACUGAAGUCUUAGGGCCUUCAAAGAGUGAAAAGGAUGUCAAUAGAAGAAAGUCAAUGCCAGAGAGAAAGAAGCCUUUAAAAGCAAAGAGGCAUUUAAAUUCUAGUGUUGAUACAGAAAAAGCUUCACCAAAAACAACUCCAUCUAAAAACGACGAUCUUAAAAGCCCUCCUAAAAUCCAAAUCAAACAAGAACAGCCACAGUUGAGCCAACCAGAACUAAACCAACAUGACAUCACCAUUGUUGCUCCUGUCAAGGAAGAGGCUAACAAUGAUAACAUUCAUGUCGCUAUACCAUCGGAAAUCAUUACCCACCAAGACAAAGUUGGAAGAGAACCUACACCCACUCCAAGUUUAGACAAUCCCAAAGAUGAAACCGUGAUAACAGAAGAUAAAAUAAAUUUAACGCAAAAUAAUGAAGCUACGGUAGUUGAAGAUGUUGUUAUGAGUGCCAGUGAUAAAUCUCCAGCAAAAACAGAUACGUGCUCGUCGGAGCAAUCUACAUAUUUCUCUGCGGGCGCUUCAUCUACUGAAUUGACGGAAUCGAAAAACGUAUUCAAUUUGCCUGAACUAGACAGUUCUAAUCCAUUCGUAACGAAAUCAAAAAUACGCCAAUCUCCGGAAACAUCAUUUGUUGUUACAGAGAAAGAUAGUAAUGAAUGUAAUGAUACUGUAACAAUGGGUAAUGAAGUAAAAUUAAAAGAAGCGAAUUGCAGUGGUUCGUCUACGACAAGUGACGAAAAAGAUGUCACUGUCCACGAGGUUCACACUGAAGAUGAAGAUACUCUAGAAGGACCCUUCCUCGAAGUUGAUGAUGGCAACGAAGGUGAAAACAAACCCGAGUUACCCGAUGAUAAAGUAGACGUCGUAGAUUUUGAUAAUAUUCAUCAGCAAGAUAACGAUGAUGCUGCAGAAAUGUUUAUAGACGCAGAGGCAUUUGAAUUUUUGAUGAAUAAAAACAAAACAGAUGAGGUCGCUUACAGUGGGAAAGAGAGCUUAUUCCUCAAGUUUGAUCCACUUUUUGCUAGCAGAGUUACUUCAGGAGGAGUGGCAGCUGUAUUAAGUGAUAUAAAAAGUAAACAGAUUACUCCAAAAAAAACCCCUAGACAGGCACCCCCCAAGGAAGUUAAACUGUUGUCAUUUGAGAAGCCUGUUGCUGGACCUUCAGAUUUGAAUGGUACAUAUGAAGCACAAAGUGUAGUUGAGGAAAGAUUCGAUGACAUGAACGUUACCGCGUCGAAGCCGAUGUUGGCCGUCACGCCAGCUGUUAACCCAGUUGUGACGCCAAGAAAAUCUUUGACGCCUAGUAGAUCAAACAGACUUUCCAUGACAUUUACUUCACCGGCCAUGGCAGUGAUUGAUAGGCUCCUGUCGUUAAGCGGCAACAGCCCGACAGCAGGCUUCGAUACGACAGUUACACAUGCUGACAGAUCACAUAGUGAGACAGACCAAGCUCUUACACAACUUAGAGAACUAUUAGCUGAAAAGGAAAUACAUGUGUACAACUUGAGAUGUGAAACUAAGGAACUAAAAGACAGAUUAUCAACUUUAGAAACUCAGAUGAAAACUUUAGAAGCAGAGAGUGCAGAGAGAUUAAAGAAAGUUAACAAAUUAAAUGAGAAUCUAGCUGAAAAGACUAAAAUGAACAGGAACAUGGCGGCAGUGGUAGAAGAGUACGAACGGACCAUCGCUAGUUUAAUAUCUGAAACUGAACAAGACAAGAAACGGUUCGCAGAGGAACGAAAUCAGCUUAUUAGAGAUAGGGACGAGCAGACAGCGCAUCUUGCCAGCAUGGAGGUCUCUUUCAAUGACCUCCACAGUAAAUACGAGAAGAGUAAACAAGUGAUAUUGGGUUACAAAACAAAUGAAGAAGCGUAUAUAAAGUCUAUACAAGAAUUUGAGGAGAAUCUCGCGAAAAUGCACACGAAUUAUGAGCUGCUGAAACAACAUGCGACUUCGAAACUUAAUCACGCGAACCAGGAAUUAGAGAAAAUUAAUAAAGCUCACGAGGGGGAAAUUUUGAAAUUCAACGCUAUGCUGAAGCGUAAAGAAGUGCAUAUCACUUCGCUAGAGGAGAGUCUCGCGCAGAAAACCAAAGCGAACGAGGAACUGACUGCCAUAUGCGAUGAACUCAUCAACAAAGUCGGUUGAACUAAUUUUAGUCGUACAUAAACAUUAAUGUUUUAUAGUUUUCCUGAUGUAUGAACAGAUUGAUAUCUCGGGGCUUGUUGCUUGUGUGCUUAUCGUGAGUAAGCACUGCCAAUGUGAGCUGGUCUUCUUGUUUCAAUGUGCCAAAUGAAAUGUACAUCAAACAAAUUUCCCUCCUGAUUUUAAGACUGCAAAUUGUGAUAAAAAUUCAAUUGGGUAUAAUCCGAUGUGUGACCAUUGUUUAUUUAUUAGUUCGCGUAUACGACGUAAAUAAAUAGUUCUUUUAAAUAACGGAAUCAUGUGCCUAACACGUUUUGUAUUAUGCUGGUAAUAAUGAAAAUGUGUUAUUGUGUCAAUUAAUUGAAUAUUCUUCCGUAUCAAUCAAUUUUCCUUAGAUAUUUUAUAUUGUGAAUAGUGUAUAUUUUUGCAUGAUUAGUUGUAUUUUUGUAAUUUUAAAAUAUUUAUGCCCAGAUAACAUAUUUUUGCGGCAGUAACUCGUAAAAUUCAUCUUGAUGCCUACUCAACAUAUUUUUAUAAAUUUGUACUGAUGAUACUGUUUUUACUGAUGAUAAUUUUUAUAGACAUUUUGAGUGUAAUAUUAGCGUUGUCGGAUCUCUCAUCAAAAGGAUUAUGUCUAGUAUAUUUUUAUAUAUCAAUACUUUUUAACAGUGUUUCGUUUCAUUCAUAUACCUAAUUUAGAAAUAUUUUUAGAAAGAAAAUUGUACAAGUUUGAGAUUUGAAAUGGUAUUUUAUCCGCACUUGGUUCAAUGUUACAAUAUGUUUUGUAUUAUAAUAGAUUAUUUUAGCUAUUAAAGUUCUCGACUUUUUUAAA
This is a messenger RNA of Cydia pomonella (codling moth), 6927 nucleotides long. RefSeq lists its product as uncharacterized. The transcript has a single exon. The record is from RefSeq and is a predicted model, not a curated record. Gene Ontology annotation, cellular component: cytoplasm. Gene Ontology annotation, biological process: mitotic spindle organization; cell population proliferation. Bases 498 to 6098 code for a protein of 1866 amino acids. Lineage: Eukaryota; Metazoa; Arthropoda; Insecta; Lepidoptera; Tortricidae.